GCACUUCUCUUCUCCGGGUUUAUCCUAGUCUCGCUAUUAAAUAUGAUCCAAGAUUCUUAAAUUCAUAUACGGAUCAAUUAAUAGAAACAGCCAAGCAUCGGUUGCAAACAUUUUUGAAAGAUGAAAAACAUCUUUCACCUAAUGUUAAAUUCCAAAUUCCCGAGGAUGAAGGAAUUAAUUCAAUAUUAACGUUAUCGAGUAUCCAGAUUGAAAUAACUAAUAAUAACCAAAGAGAUCAGGAUGAUUUCGAGAUAGUUAUUGAUUGGACUUAUAAUAAUGAGAUGAGGGAAGGAAUUUCGUUGGGAACAGAUGAAUCAUAUGAAUUGAUAAUACCAGAUAAGAAAGAAGAUGAUAAAACAGAACUAAUGGCACAUUUGAAGGCACCGACAGUUUAUGGAAUUUUACAUGGUCUUAACACAUUUUCACAAUUAUUAUAUUACAGCCGAUCAGAGGACAAUUCAGGAUUAUUUCUUCCAUUUGCACCUCAUCAUAUAAUUGACUUUCCAAAAUUAAUGCACCGUGGCCUCUUACUCGAUACUUCACGGAACUUUUAUCCAAUUAAAGAAAUUCUUAAAACUUUAGAUGUGAUGAGUUGGAAUAAAAUGAAUGUAUUUCAUUGGCAUAUUGUGGAUGCUACUAGUUGGCCAGUGGUUAGCGAAAAGUACCCAGAGUUAAGUGAGAAAGGAGCAUAUGACUCUAAGAAAAUGAUUUAUACAAAACGAGAUAUCAGGAUUGUUGAUGAAUAUGCUAGGGCGUAUUCUAGUGAACCACCAAGUGGCCAAUUAAACCCAGCUAUACCCGAAACCUAUACGUUUCUUAAUGAAUUGAUUCCUGAGAUAGCAUCUUAUUUUACUGACAAAUUCUAUCACGCUGGUGGUGAUGAAGUAAACUUGAACUGUUGGGAAUCACUUGUUCAACAGAAUGAACAUACCAAAGAAUCCUUGUUAAAUAAAUUUGUGACCAGUCUCUAUUCAAUAAUUACAAAGGAAGGGAAAACACCAAUAACGUGGCAAGAAAUGAUAACGGAGCAUAAUUUAGAGUUACCGAAGGAUACAGUGGUCCAGGUAUGGAGGAAUAGUACAAUGGUGAAGGAGGUAGUGGAGAAAGGGUAUAGAGUUGUGACUGGCAGUGGAGAUUACUGGUAUUUGGAUUGUGGAUAUGGUGGAUGGUAUGGUAAUAAUGUUGAGGGGAUAA
Molecule: messenger RNA, 1194 nt
Organism: Racocetra fulgida
Lineage: Eukaryota; Fungi; Glomeromycota; Glomeromycetes; Diversisporales; Gigasporaceae
Source: the annotation of a GenBank genome assembly